AUGGCGUUUGCUGGCAUCUCCCUCGUCACUGCUGAGGGCAAGCUGUGCACUUCCACCGUGUCGCCCAUCGACUCCCGCGCGGCCCACGGGUACUACCCUAAUGGCUAUGACUCCAAGUGCGCCGGGUUUAUAUCGGUUUCCCUUGGCCUUGAGGACGACGAUGAUGAGAAUAAACAUGGCGACGGUGAGCAGCCGCGGUCCGUGAAGGUCCAGUCAACCAUCUGUUUCAUCGACCAAUUUCAGUGGGAUCAGUCAGUAUACAUCCAUGAAAGAGAGAUAGAGGACUUCGGUCUCAAUCCAGUAAUCUCAGACAGAGAUUUCAUGAGAAGAUCUACGUUGGAAAGAUCUUCGCACCUCAAGGACGACAGCUUCAUCAUCCGUUACGACGUCAUUGUACUUGACGUCAAGGCGGACAUGAGCGCGGACGGCGGUGCUGGCACUAUGGCUUCCGCGGUAAUCCAGGUGCCAGCGUCCGACAUGCCGAUCCAUUUGAAGAAUCUCCUCCGGAGCAAGGAGGGUACUGACGUGACGUUUGAGGUUGGCGGCGUGAGGAUCGCUGCGCACCGGUGUGUGCUUGCAGCCCGGUCUACGGUCUUCAGAGCGCAGCUGUUCGGCGACAUUAUUCAGGGCUCUACGACCGUGAAGAUAGACGGCAUUGCAGCCAAAGUGUUUAGGAGCAUGCUUGAUUUCAUCUACACCGACACAGUGCCCAAUAUGUUGGAUUGGGACGACAUGGAAGAGGAGGCCGAAGAGGGAAAUGACGUGGAGGAGGGAGCUGAAGAGAAGGGAUACAUAUCGCCCAAAUAUAUAAUGUGGCUGCUUCAGUUGCUUGAAGCUGCUGAUAGAUAUGAUCUCCAUAGGCUCAAGUCGAUUUGCCAAGAGGAGCUGUCCCUCGGCAUACAACUGAGCUCUGUGGUGGGCAUUAUUGUUUUAGCCGAGCGAAGAGGUAGCCUCUGGUUGAAGGAGGAGUGCUUGAAGUUCAUCAAAACUCAUACAAGCUUGCACAAGGAAUUCACGGCUGAGGAAGUUGAGGAGAUGACCAGAACCUGCAGCCCCUCCGUUCUCAAGAAGCUCAUCUACAAGUUUGCUUCCUGA
Molecule: messenger RNA, 1095 nt
Organism: Triticum dicoccoides
Lineage: Eukaryota; Viridiplantae; Streptophyta; Magnoliopsida; Poales; Poaceae
Product: BTB/POZ and MATH domain-containing protein 2-like
Exons: 2
Coding region: 1-1095 (364 amino acids)
Biological process (GO): protein ubiquitination
Molecular function (GO): protein binding
Source: RefSeq, a predicted model, not a curated record